Lolium rigidum is the source of this 1446-nucleotide messenger RNA. RefSeq lists its product as uncharacterized. The record is from RefSeq and is a predicted model, not a curated record. The transcript is spliced from 3 exons. Gene Ontology annotation, molecular function: protein binding. The coding region runs from base 13 to 1200 and encodes 395 amino acids. NCBI's taxonomy places the organism in Eukaryota, Viridiplantae, Streptophyta, Magnoliopsida, Poales, Poaceae.
GCCAUUCCCCACAUGAACUGCGAGGGCCUCCGCCGCUCCCUCCGCUCGCCGGCGGCAGGUCCCCUGGACGACGACGACCUCCUCUCGGAGAUCCUCCUGCGCCUCCCACCGCAGCCGUCCUCCCUUCCCCGCGCCUCCGCCGUCUGCAAGCUCUGGCACAACCUCCUCUCCGACACCCGCUUCCUCCGCCGCUUCCGCAUCCGCCAUAGCCGCAACCCAGCCCCCUUCCUCGGCUGCUUCAGCGGAGGCACCGGCCUCUCCUUCACACCAGCUCUGGGCGCCCCCAACCGUGUGCCCCUCGAGCGCUUCUCCCUGCAGAUCGACGACGGGGACCGACUCUAUCCCCGCGGAUGCCGCCAUGGCCUCGUACUCCUCUCCGACCUUAAGCGGAAUCAGUUCCUGGUCUGGGACCCCGUCACCGGUGACCGGCACCGCGUUGUCCUUCCCCCGGGGUUUGAGGGACAAGGGAUAAGCAACCCGAUCAAUGGGGCGGUGCUUCGUGCCAUGGGAGACGUCCACUUCAAGCUGGUCUUGGUCAUGGUAGACAUCAACGACGAGAUACAACAUAGACAAGUGGUCGCAAGAGUUUACUCGUCACAGACCGGCUUAUGGGGCGAUCUCAUCUCAAUGCCGCUUCCACCCGAGGCUAAUCAGGGCUGGUAUCACACCAGCGUUUGUCCGCAGCCCUCUGUGCUGGUUGGGGGUUCCCUUUACUGGAUGCUUAGGGGGAAGUUUGAAGGAAUUCUCGAGUUUGAUUUUGUCAGGCAGAGCCUAGCCGUGAUACAAGUGCCAGUGAAUAUGUUUGAUGGGGGCUGCUGCUUCACGCUUGUGCGAGCAGAGGGUGGUGGGCUGGGUUUCCUCUCCGUGUCAAAAUCCGCCGCCAAAGCCUGGUUAUGGAAGACGAAUACAGGCUGUGAUGGUGGUGUAUCAUGGGGGCUAGGAAGAACUAUUGAACUGGACAAGCUACUCUCCCUCAAUUCAAAGAAGUACAUAAGAAUACUGGGGUAUGCUGAGGAGAAUAAUUUGGUGUUCAUGGGCACACCUGUUGGCUUCUUAAUGGUCCACCUUCAGUCAUGGCAGGUCACAAGGCUUUCUGAAUCCAUCCUCUAUUGUCCCCAUCAUCCAUUCGAAAGUCUCUAUAUUGAAGAAAAAGACACUGGUGGUAGACACGAUGGGGCUGAAAUUCCACACAAUGCAUAAGAUGAUUGUCUGGUUAGAUAUGCCAUUAUGGUGUUUUGGUUGAGCAGGUAUCUAGAGUUACAUUCCCGUCAUGCAAAUGCAGAGAUGUAUUAGUGGGUGUAGGUUCUUCCAUUUUGUGCGGUGAUUGUCCCUCUAUGUAGCAUGCACUGGUCACCAUAAGGUGGACUUGUAUGAAUCAAUCGCUUAAUUUGCUAACUCCUGUCUAUUAUUUAAUUAUGUAGACAACCAGCAUGAUGGUUGAAGGCA